AUGGUCGUCGAAGAAGAUGCAGGGCAGCUAGCAGUUGUGUACAACAAACUUUUUGGCUUGAAAAUUCCAUGUUGGGCCCGAAUUUCAUGGAGCGAGCCCGUUGGUGAGGAGGGGGGAGGACGGGCUGUUGAGGAGGCCCCGAAGGCGUUGUGGGGGCUGAGUAUAAGGCCCAAUGUCCAAGGAGGAGCUAGAAGUUUCGACGAAGAAGCUUUAGUAGAGGGAGGCAUUGUCGAAGGGGGGUUGGACAAAAAGGAGGCCGUGGUGAUUUGUAACGAGUUGGGUCAGGCAUCCUGCAAAGUAGUGAUAGUUGGACUGGAGUCCAACAGCCAGGCCACAGGUGUGGGUGGGGCGGCAGAAGCAGAAGCGAUGUAA
Molecule: messenger RNA, 372 nt
Organism: Linum trigynum
Lineage: Eukaryota; Viridiplantae; Streptophyta; Magnoliopsida; Malpighiales; Linaceae
Source: the annotation of a GenBank genome assembly